Messenger RNA from Colletotrichum scovillei, 2200 nucleotides. Its product is annotated as phosphatidylinositol transfer protein sfh5. The transcript is spliced from 2 exons. Gene Ontology annotation, biological process: regulation of exocytosis; Golgi to plasma membrane protein transport. Bases 437 to 1795 code for a protein of 452 amino acids. Gene Ontology annotation, cellular component: cytosol; cortical endoplasmic reticulum; plasma membrane. The record is from RefSeq and is a predicted model, not a curated record. Gene Ontology annotation, molecular function: phosphatidylinositol transfer activity. NCBI's taxonomy places the organism in Eukaryota, Fungi, Ascomycota, Sordariomycetes, Glomerellales, Glomerellaceae.
AUAUUCCCAUACUCUCUCUCUCUCUCUUUCUCACCGUACCUGCCUAUUAUACCUACCGCCUGGCCUGCCUGCCUACCUGCCUGUUUACCCAACAAUACGCUCACUUUCAAAGGGGAAAAAAUAAAAUAAUAGUCACCCCAACAGACCGGGACAGAUACCACACACGCGCACACCCGCACGCUACCUUACCUUACACACACUCUCGCACACACCUGAGGCAACUUGACGCGACUUUGCAGCAAGAGGGGCUGGGGCAGAAAAACCGGCCUGAACUUUUUUUCUUAUCAUCUUAUUUUUCCGAACGAAAAGACGCCAGCCAGGAGCUGUCACUCUCGGAAAUUUCACCCUUCACUUCCCACACUCAUUCCUUGACACCCUCUCACUUUCACUUUCACUCUCAGACUCAUCUCACUCACGGAUUUUUCUGAUCCCCAUCAUGUCUGCUCAGACCACCGACACCGCCGUCGCGGCACCCGCCCCUGCUGUUGCUGCUGAGGCCCAGCCGGCCGUCGCUGCACCUGCCGCAGAGCCGACUUCGGUCGACGUUCCCGCGCCCGCCGCCGUUGCUGAUGCCACCCCUGAGGUCAAGCAGGAGAAGAAGACUGAGCAGCCCGCUGCAGCUGCUGCUGAGAAGACGGAGGACAAGGCUGAUGAGAAGGCCGCCGCCGCUCCUGCUGCCGAGAAGCCCGUUGAGAAGGCCCAGACUCCCCUGUCUUCGCUCUUUGAGAAGCUUCCCACCAUCUUGGCUGAGGCCAAGCACAACGAGAUGUGGGGUGUGCAGCUCUCCGACGACACUCACAUCCCCACCACCGUCAUCCUGCAGAAGUUCCUUCGCGCCAACGACGAUGAUGUCUCCAAGGCUGCUGACCAGCUCCAGAAGGCCUUGAUUUGGCGUCGUGACACUAACCCCGGCAAGCUUCUUGAUGAAGUCUCCUUCGAUGCAAAGAAGUUUGGCGAUCUCGGCUAUAUCACCACCCACAAGGACGCCCAGGGCAAGGAGAUGAUCAUCACCUGGAACAUCUACGGAGCCGUCAAGGACAAGAAGGCCACCUUUGGCAACGUCGAUGAGUUCAUCAAGUGGCGCGCUGCCCUUAUGGAGCUCAGCGUCCGCAAGCUUAACCUCGACAAGGUCCAGACCGCCAUCCCUGACGGCGGCGAGGACCCGUACCAGAUGAUCCAGGUUCACGACUACCUCAACGUCAGCUUCCUUCGCAUGGACCCUGCCGUCAAGGCCGCCUCCUCUGAGACGAUCAGAAUCUUCGCCAUGGCCUACCCCGAGCUUCUCAGCCACAAGUACUUCGUCAACAUCCCCGCGCUCAUGGGCUGGGUCUUCAAGGCGAUGAAGGUCUUCCUCGCUCCCAAGACCAUCGCCAAGUUCCACCCUCUCGGCUAUGGUUCCGAGUUGGGCGGUGAGCUCCCGGCCUACAAGGACUCGCUCCCCAAGGACUACGGUGGAAACGCUGAGAGCAUCAAGACCACCGGCCAGACCGUCAAGUUCGCAGAUGCUGAGGCCCCCGUCGAGAAGCCCGCGGCUGAUGCUACUGCUGCUCCCGUCGCCGCCGCGCCUGUUGCAACUGAGACCCAGCCUACCGCCGAGGCUCCCACGGCUGUCACCACUGAGACUACGGCUCCCGCUCCCGCUGUCGCUGUCAGCGAGCCUGGUGUCGCUUCUGAGCCCGUCAAGGCUGCUCCUGCGGCCACUGAGGCUGAGAAGACCGAGGUUCCCACCGUCGCCGACUUGAGCAUCAAUGACAAGACUGAGGCUAAGGAGGAGGCCAAGACUGUUGCUGCCUAAAGGAUAACUUAACGGCUUGCAUGGUUUGAUUCUCUAUUCGUGGCUUUUUUUCCUUUUGUUACAUGCCUUUGAAUCUGUGGGCUGGACCUCGGUUGGUUUUCGCGAGAACAUGAGAAUGAUGUUGUCGCAAGAGAUCCAUCGGGUUUUUAGGCAUCCAGGAUUUGCCCGCUCCGUCACCAGUAGAGGCAUAGCAGAAUCCUGGGUUUGCCCACUGCGUUUUCUCCUUGCGUUCAUGCCAUAAUACCCUUCUAGUGUGUGUUUGUGGCGUUGUCAAUUCGAAUUCAAUUAUUUCGAUUGAAGACAGGAAGGAAAGAAGGAUCAGAACAGAGAGACUAGCAGGAAAGGAUGGGAAUGUCUCCUCUUUAAUACCUAGGUUAGGAAGAAGAAUAAAAUCAGAUUCGACAG